Rhizophagus irregularis DAOM 181602=DAOM 197198 is the source of this 537-nucleotide messenger RNA. RefSeq lists its product as uncharacterized. The record is from RefSeq and is a predicted model, not a curated record. Lineage: Eukaryota; Fungi; Glomeromycota; Glomeromycetes; Glomerales; Glomeraceae.
AUGCUUGAUCAUAGAAGCCAGGUUCGCUACGGUUCCAAAAUUGCACUCAAACAUGUUGUUACCGGACGUUUUUUAUCUAGUAAAGAUAUCAGAUAUGACACCGGAUCAAAGCAAUAUAUGGUAUAUUGCAGCAACUGGCAAUCAGACAAGCGAACAGAUUUUUGGAUUGUAAUUCCACCUCAUAAACAAUACUGCAAGCCAGGAAAUCCAGUUGCGUUUAAUUCUAUUAUUGAAUUGAAACAUCAGCAGACCAGUCGAAAUUUGCAUUCUCAUGGUGGUAUCGAGUCACCAAUAACUAAACAACAAGAAGUCACUUGUUAUUCGGGUACCGAUAACAAUAACAAUUGGCAACUACAACGCCAUAGCACCACCAACAAAUAUGACAAUUCAGGAUAUUGGAUGAUUGGUGACACGAUUAGUUUGCGCCAUGUUAACACAAAAAAAUUACUCUCAAGCCAUGAUUUCCUAUUUGAUGAUGGAAACCAAGAAGUCACUUGUCACUCCUAUGGCCAUGAAGAAAACAAUAAGGUGAAUUAA